UCCUCGUAUUUGUACGCACACACUGACACAGUCCCUCCUCCCUGCUCCACCACUCCACAAAAUAUGGCCACCACAAUUACAUCUGCCGCCACCUCUUACUUCUUCGGAACUCGUUUCCUUAAUCCAAACCCUGGCUCCGGAAGAUUCCAAGCCCGCUUCGGGUUCGGACCAUUCGGCGCCAAAAAGUCACCUCCGGCUCCAAAGAAACCUGCCCCAAAGCUGGUCUCGGACCGUCCCGUAUGGUUCCCCGGCGCACAACCUCCUGAGUGGCUCGACGGGACCAUGGUGGGGGACCGUGGGUUCGACCCUUUCGGGCUCGGGAAGCCGGCGGAGUAUUUGCAGUUCGAUUUCGACUCGUUGGACCAAAACCUGGCGAAGAACGAGGCCGGUGAGGUGAUCGGGAUCCGGUCCGAGGUCGCGGAAUUGAGUCCGACACCUUUUCAGCCAUAUUCGGAGGUGUUUGGGUUGCAGAGGUUUAGAGAGUGCGAGCUCAUCCAUGGUAGGUGGGCAAUGCUGGGCGCACUUGGUGCCCUUGCUGUCGAGGCUCUCACUGGGGUUGCAUGGCAGGACGCAGGAAAGGUCGAGUUGGUGGAAGGAUCAUCCUACCUAGGUCUCCCGCUUCCAUUCUCUUUGACCACACUGAUAUGGAUUGAGGUGAUAGUUAUUGGCUACAUUGAAAUCCAAAGGAACGCAGAACUCGAUCCUGAGAAAAGGCUAUAUCCCGGAGGCCAGUUCUUCGACCCCCUCGGCUUGGCUGCCGACCCCGACGAGAAGGCCAGGCUUCAGUUGGCAGAGAUCAAGCAUGGCAGGCUAGCUAUGGUGGUCUUCCUCAUCUUUGCAAUCCAAGCUGCUGCAACUGGCAAAGGACCAAUCAGUUUUGUGGCUACCUUUAACAAGUAGGACUAGUGACGUCUCUCACCUUCACAAAGCAGCCAUCUUGGAAAAUUGAAAUAUUGAUCUUCUCCAGAUCGGAGUUCCCCCAUUUGUCAGUGCUACUCAAUAGAGCUUCAUAAGCAUCAAUAGCAAUCUUGUGUACGUGAGAAAAUCUCCCUCACUUUCUAUUAGAGUAGUCAAAUUAUAAAAUAAUGAAGGGUCGUGUUGGGUUUA
Carya illinoinensis is the source of this 1107-nucleotide messenger RNA. RefSeq names its product chlorophyll a-b binding protein CP29.3, chloroplastic. NCBI's taxonomy places the organism in Eukaryota, Viridiplantae, Streptophyta, Magnoliopsida, Fagales, Juglandaceae. The transcript is spliced from 2 exons. Bases 64 to 900 code for a protein of 278 amino acids. Gene Ontology annotation, cellular component: chloroplast thylakoid membrane; plastoglobule; chloroplast envelope. Gene Ontology annotation, biological process: photosynthesis, light harvesting in photosystem I; response to light stimulus. The record is from RefSeq and is a predicted model, not a curated record.